Molecule: messenger RNA, 5369 nt
Organism: Macrobrachium nipponense
Lineage: Eukaryota; Metazoa; Arthropoda; Malacostraca; Decapoda; Palaemonidae
Product: zinc finger TRAF-type-containing protein 1 homolog
Exons: 8
Coding region: 110-1168 (352 amino acids)
Cellular component (GO): nucleus
Molecular function (GO): zinc ion binding
Source: RefSeq, a predicted model, not a curated record
GCCUGUGCGAACAGCUGAUCGGAGGAAAACAAACCUAGUCCCAGUGACCAUCGAGUCUUAGCUCAGACAGAUUGUCGUCGCCGUCGCCGUCACUUGGCCCAACGUCAUAAUGUCGUCCGAGACAGUCGCUGCAACUUCGUCGUCAGCCGCCCCGACCGUGGCCGAGAAACGUUGUGAGGAUUCCAAAGAGGAGGAGGUGGCUGCAAAGAAGCCUCGCCUGGAUUCCUGUGACCGAAACGACCAGGACAAUAAGUUGGAGGCGAGGCUGGGUGGCAUUUUGUGCUGCGCUGUCUGCCUCGACCUGCCUCGCUCCGCCGUGUACCAGUGUUCAAAUGGACACCUCAUGUGUGCUGGAUGCUUCACUCAUCUCCUGGCUGACGCCCGCAUCAGGGAUGAGACAGCCACCUGCCCCAACUGUCGAGUGGAAAUAUCUCGAUCACUUGCAACCAGGAAUCUGGCGGUAGAAAAGGCUGUUUCAGAGCUGCCUGCAGAAUGCCAGUUUUGUGGGCACAAGUACCCAAGGAAUUCUCUGGAUCGCCAUGAGAUGGAACUUUGUGAAGAAAGGCCUGUGCGCUGCCAAUACAAUGUGUUGGGCUGUGGUUGGCGUGGACCUCACCAUGACGUGGGAAGUCACGAGCAGCAAUGUCAGCAUCCUAAUCACACUGGUGCCCAGGUAUUUUCACAUCUUCAGAAACAGGCAGAGACUGUAGAAGAAGCUUCCAAGACCUUCAAUCAGAUCAUGUCGGUUCUUUCAUUUGAAAAAAUUACAUUCAAUGACUUGCAGCUAAAGCCAUAUCGAACUGAUGAAUUCAUCCACAAAUUGUUUUAUGAAACCAGUCGUUUUUCUGCUCUUGGAUACCAGUGGGUGAUAAAAGCCCGCCUGAAUGACAACCAAAAGGACCCUCACCUUACUUGUGAUCGUUUCAUUACCUAUCAGCUGAUUGUGAAAAGUAAACCCAACAAUCCUAUGAUGGUUCAUUUCAUGAUACUUCGCGGUCCUUUUGGGGACAUGAGAGUCGACCCACACAUUUACCAGUUUGAAUUCACAGAAAAUGGAACAGAAAGUCCUUUCUUUGCCCUUCCACUGCCUGACAGUGCCGAGUGUAAUAAGCUCCUUGCUGCUCGUACUAUAGACUUCAGGUUGAUGAUGGGGCUUGUGACGAAGUAACUUUUUUAUGUCUAUGAAAGACUGCCUUCAACCAAUGCAAAAUCGCUGCUGCCAGGAUUUCUAGUUAAAUCAUGAGGCAAUCAUCUCUCUCAGUCAUUAAGGUAUUUUUAUGUAGCCAUUGUGUUACAUAGCUUCAUUAAAAUUUGCCAGCUUUUAGGAGUGUUAUACAGCACUGUUAUUCUUUCUUGAUAGAGUACAGGACAGACUAAGUGGUUUUUAUUAAUCUGUACAUAAGAUUGUGAUUAACAUUUUCAGAAAAGCUUUUCCAAGUGACUCGUUGAUAGAUAUGUCAAAGAAUUCCAGUUAAGAGGAGUUUGGAUGUGUUUGAAAAAAAAAAAAAAAAAAAGACAUAACCUUAAUGAUGUAAAGAUAUGAAAUAUAUGAAGAUAUUUUUUGUACAUUACAAUUUAGCUUGGAUGGAUAGAGCAGUAAUUCAUUUCUCACUUCAGUUAAGGAAUACAUAUAAAUAAUAAUCCCAAAUUUUCUUUAAGACUUUAAUUCCAUUGCAUUUAUUUAGCACUUCAAACAUUUUAGCUGUUCUGUAAAGUAGGUUAUGUGAUGAUACCUUUAUGGCAAUAACUUGGGCGCAUUCUGUAUCACUGAAUCUUUUGAAUGUUGAGUGUCUUUUGAAGAAGAACUGGCAUUAAAAUACAAGCUACAGAAUUGUACAUAAUAGAUAAGACUUCACUGGAACCAGGAGAACACAAGCAGUGGUACUAUGUGGUACAUCAUCUGGCAUUUUUAAGUACCUUGCUCAACACAUUUAACACCAAGUGGCAUAUGGUUUUUAUAUGAUUAUGUAAAAUUCAAGUUGUCUAUCUUUUGUACUUUAAAGAACAUAAUGAUGUCAGUAUUAAAUUUGUACAUUGGCUAUAUAUAGGCUUGUGUGAAGUUUGGUGGCAAUAUAUUAAAAUAUGCCAAAAAAUGUGCUUGUGUGACAAGUUCUCAAGGUGCAGUAGUUAUUUAGUUUACAGUAGAUUAAUUUCAGAUUAUAUAUAUAUAGGUAAAACUGAUUAGUUUUGGCUUGCCAUUAAUUUGUUGGCAAUAGUAUUUAAUUUCCUGAAAAUAAAAGCUUCAUGUUUGAAGUUUUCAAAUUGUAAUAUAAAAACUGUAAAAUUCAUGGUAACUAACUGAGUUUUAACCUUAGAGGUCAUAUGUUUGAUCAAUCACUGGAAGAUCUUGUGCAGUGACCUAUACUAAUAGGACUGAAGUCUUCAUAUCUGAAGUUGAGAGAAAAAGUCAUGGAAAGGAAUGCCAUAUAUCUCUCAAACCCCACGUGAACACUAGAAACAAAGCCAUUGUAGUAUAACUUUGAUAAAUGUUUUUUGUAAUUAGUUAACUUUGUAGUUUACUUUGGGUCAUAUGUGUAGUUCAUCACUUAGUGAAGUUGGUAGGUUUUGAAACUGUGGCAUUUAUUUGUUAAAUAUAAAGAGCACUCCUGGGAUGGCUGAAAAUAUUAUAUCCCUAGGGUUGAGAGUAAGAAGCUUACUGAAGAGUCUGAAAUCUUUCAAGUAAAAAGACAUCAACAAAUUUACAUAAAAUUUACAUUUACAGCUAUUUGGUACAUAUGGCUUUAAUUGUACAUAAUAGCUAGAAUCUGUGUUGAUGUUAAAGUUUUAGUUACUGUAUUUACACAAAUAUGAUGUUGGUAAUAGGAAAGUUGAACCAGUUUAAAGGAAUAACAUUGGAAAAUGUAGACUAAAAUUUGUGAAACACCUUUAUUAUGAAGGUGGGCGUCAUUUUCCAUUACAAGGCUGUAGAGAGAACUGACUUUGUUAAAGGUGAAGGAAGUUUCUACAGAAAACGAACAUGAACAGUGGCAAUACACUUGUAAAUCUAUAGAAAUAUAUACAUAUUUAGAAUUACAUAAAUGUCAAUUUGACAAUAUGAGUAUAAGGAAUUCACACACUACUGCCAUGGACAUUGAUGAUCGUAUUGUGAUUUGUGUUUAAAAUAUGCUGAAUAGCUGCUGUAUAACAUAGAAGGCCAUAGGUUUCUGAUUCUUAUGUAACAAUUUUAUCAUCGUUGAGUACGAGUUACAGAAUAUUCUUAUCAUUACAAAAUUAAGUUCAUAGUAGUGCAGAUCGAAUUCUUAUCUUGUUUGAGAUUUUAUUUUAUAUUAAGGUUUGUUUCCACUAUCCAGAAUUAAGGAUGGUUUUCAAUUUAUUAUCCUAUGGAUACUGUCAAUAUAACACUGAGAACUCGUUUUGAUUAGAGUAGAAAACUUUGCUGGUCACUUGAUGCAUAAUUAAAUGUUGAAUAGUGUAUAUCAUAACUCCGUGAAAACGAUAAAUUUUUUAGAUAACUUAAAUGAUUCUCAAAAGUCCUUUGUGAAUUCUGAUUAGGUUUCAGUUCAGUCGGGCCCCUUUUAUUUCCAGGGGGGAGUGGGGGCACACACACACACACACACACAAAAGCUAAAUCUGUGAAUAUUUGACACCCCUUUAAAAAUGCUUAUAACUGCCUAUUUUGAUAGUUUAAGCACAAGACACCCCUCUGAAAACGCUUAUACCCGAGUAUUUUAAGUUUUAUUGGAAAAAAAUGCAUUUAGUCAUGAAAAUUACAUGAAAAUACAGUAGUUAGUGAAUAUUUCUGUAUGAAACAUACUGUGAAUGGGUGAAUUUUGUGCAAACGUGGAUGUAUGUUCCACAAAAAUCUGCAAAUGGGUGAAACCAUGAAUCCAAAACUGUAGUCCUAAAUAUCUGAAAAUUUUUUAUGUGAAGUUAGUGGGUAACUUACUGUCUAAACAUCAUUAUGGCUUUGCCUCAAUAGUCUACAAUAUAAAUGCUAGAUGAUUUAGGUGAGGAAAAAGAAUUUAGGUGUAUUAACUCAUUUUGAGAAGUGAAAGUCCUCUUGGCAAGCUUUUGCACUUUUAUGACAGGAGGACACUAAAAAAGUUAAUCCUGGUACUUAACUGACAAGUGUUCAGUCAAUUCCAAAGGUAAUUAGGAGUACCUUAGACAUAGAUCUAGGCAUAUGGAGUGAACGUUAACUCCCCCACUGAAAUUUUCACACAUAAAGGAAAAUAAAAAGUAUAGUAAAAAAAAUGUUUGGUAAGAUUAGGACACUAUCUAAAACAUAGCACCGGUGAUUGGCAUCAAGGAUACCUCUCGGACAGAAAAGGCACAAGAGUUUAAAAUCCCUUCAAAUAGAAGGAAAAACUUCACUCGCAAAUCUCAGACGAGAAGGCUUGGCAAAGACACCUAUUAGCUGGACUAAUUGCUAGUCUAUACAGCAAGGUAUGACAAACACUCCUAUUUGCUGAAGACUACAGUUCUAAUAUUUAUGGGUGACUUUGUAUGCAUAUAAAGUCCCCAUAGCUACCAAGAAGGAAACAGAAAUAACUCAUUGGGGAUGCUAUCACUGGUACUUAGAUUAUUAUCAAGACUUAAGACUGAAUCAAACAUAGCUAGUUGGAUAUUAGGGGCUUUCAGAUGAGGGUUUAGGUUCAGAACAGACUAUUACAAAAAAAAUUUUAAGAUGUAAGAAAGAACACGUGCCACUCAAUAUAGCAAACACUUAGAUGCAUAAUACUGAGAAAAUACCACUUUCAUGCCUUUUAAAUUACAUACCUAAUAAACCUUGACUUGGGGAAUGCAGUAGCCAUGCUCACACUUGCAAAGUUGCCUUAAGUAUGGGUCAAAUUUUCCCCUUUUCAUAAUCACAGAUAUCCGGGAUAGCUACAAUAUUAUUAUAGAGUAUAUGUGAAUUUCUAACAGACUACUUAAUGAAGAAUUUGAAGAAUGAUAGUAUUUAUAUCUAACUGACAGUCUAAUUGACAACUAUAACAGAUGGCUUAGGCAAAUUAGGAACCAGUUAUUCAGUGUGAUCAUAUGGGAAAAUAUUUCUAAAUUUUAAGAAUGUGAUGGUUGCCAAAUGUUAUAAGACUCAAUGGUUGCAGGUAUGCUGUUUCAUGACUGAUGUUACUGUGUAAAUAAAUGUUGUAAACAAGAUUCCAGAAACUAUAAUAAUAAUAAUGGAAGAGACAAAAAAUACAUAAAAAUUGUAAACUGCUAUUUUUACACUAGUUACAUUGCAGCAGACAACAGAAAAUGAUACAUUGUUUCGUGUUCAUAUUUUAUAAGUGAGCUUGUUAUGUUUUAAAUUAUUUGUAUUUUAUUUCAUUUAUUGUAAUAAAUGCUGCCAGGUUUAAAUUAUUUGUAUUCUAUUUCAGUAAAUGUAAUAAAUGUUGCCAAGUUUU